This is a messenger RNA of Entamoeba invadens IP1, 1083 nucleotides long. RefSeq lists its product as hypothetical. The transcript has a single exon. The coding region runs from base 1 to 1083 and encodes 360 amino acids. The record is from RefSeq and is a predicted model, not a curated record. Lineage: Eukaryota; Evosea; Mastigamoebida; Endamoebidae.
AUGAGUGUUAUACGCCUAGAGAUGAUAUACCAAGCCAAUGUAGUGUUAUACAUUGAUCGAGAAACCACAUUAAGAAAUUAUCGCCUUGUUAAUAAACGAGCACAUGAAGCGAUUCGCUGUCUAAAAGUAAAUCCACGUUCAAUAUAUUUAGGGUACAACUUCCUUUUUAACUUCUUUCCACGUCUCAACACACUCACUGGUAAUUUGAACACUAUGGUGCGCUCCCUCACACAAAAGCAGAUAAAUCAAAUCACGUGGUUUGAUUGUGCGUGUGCUGUGAUAUUUCCAGAAACCUUUGACAAUACAAUUCUAAGUAAAAUCAUUACAAUUUCAAUACCCAAAGAAAGCAUUUGUUAUGUCCAAACACACUGCCCAAAAGUAAGAAAAAUAGUGGUAACACUCGACGACGAUUAUUCAUUUGAAAAUUUAAAAUUCCGAAUGUUACAAAAACUUGUGAUAAAGAAGUCAAUCAAUGAAAAACUAAAAAUUAAACUGAUUAACUUCGUUACGACCAACCCAGACGUUUCAAUUGGAAUAUUUAAUAUCCAAAGUGACGAAAUUGACAUUGACAUAAAUUUGAACGAAAAAUACCACAGCAUUUGCAUCAAAGAUAUCACAAAAGAUGUAGUAAAUAAAAUUGUUACACCUAACACACUACAACAUGUAAACAAAGAAACUCCAUUUUUUGAAAAACCAAAAAUGUUUGUGAAAAAUUUCAAUGAAAAAUUUCUUAAUUUUGACCAACUUUUAAAGUCGUCGUAUUUGGGCGAUGACUGCAAAAGUUAUGUGUUCACCUUGAAUAUCAGUUUUGGUCAAAAUAACAUUCAAAACAUGGAUUUGACUAAAUUGAAUAGAUUAAAUACAAUUUCUAUGCACUUUGACAAAACCGUUGAGACAACAGUAACGAUGCCAACCCAAAAUAUAUUCCAAAAUUUAAGUAUAUUCAAUUUCGUGUCGAAGUCGCCAAAUACAAUCCAUUUUAUCGGUAUAGAAAGAUGCCCCGAAUUGAAAGAAGUUAAAUAUCACUGCUCAUUUACACCCAUACACUCAAUUUACAAAAAUGUGAUUUCAAGUUGGUGUUAA